Messenger RNA from Fulmarus glacialis (Northern fulmar), 769 nucleotides. It is a transcript of the gene CCDC124, whose product is annotated as coiled-coil domain containing 124. Gene Ontology annotation, molecular function: transcription coactivator activity. NCBI's taxonomy places the organism in Eukaryota, Metazoa, Chordata, Aves, Procellariiformes, Procellariidae. The transcript is spliced from 4 exons. Gene Ontology annotation, biological process: transcription by RNA polymerase II. Gene Ontology annotation, cellular component: nucleus. Bases 13 to 678 code for a protein of 221 amino acids. The record is from RefSeq and is a predicted model, not a curated record.
GCACCUUGAGUGAUGCCCAAGAAGUUCCAAGGUGAAAAUACCAAGUCGGCUGCUGCCCGCGCGAGGAAAGCUGAGGCAAAGGCAGCAGCCGAUGCCAAACGUCAGCAGGAGCUGGAAGAUGCCUACUGGAAGGAUGAAGACAAACACGUGAUGAGGAAGGAACAAAGGAAGGAAGAGAGGGAGAAGCGGCGGCUGGAGCAGCUGGAGCGUAAGAAGGAGCUGCAGCGCCUGCUGGAGGAGGAAGACUCGAAGCUGAAAGGGAAGUCGCCCAAGCAGGUCACUCCGGGCAAAGUCACCAGGGCUCAAAUCGAGGAGACGAUCAGAAAAGACCAGCAGCAGAAGGAGAAUGCAGAUACAGCGGAGAAGGAGAAGACUCACUUGGAGGUCCCCUUGGAAGAGAACAUCAACAGAAGGGUACUGGAGGAAGGAUCGGUGGAGGCCAGGACGAUUGAAGAUGCCAUUGCUGUCCUCAGCGUUGCCAAUGAUCCGGACCGGCACCCUGAGCGCCGGAUGAAAGCUGCCUUCACAGCUUUUGAAGAGCUCAAUCUGCCACGCCUGAAGCAAGAGAACCCCAACAUGCGCCUGUCCCAGCUCAAGCAGCUCCUCAAGAAGGAGUGGAUGAAGUCUCCAGAAAACCCCAUGAACCAGAGGCAUAAAGCUUACAACAGCCAAAAGUAGAACUAGAGCUGAUCAUCCCCCACGGACAGUGGGCUGGAGCCCCAGGGCUCUGCUCGGAUGAAAACAGGAGACACAAGGAACCUCCUCUCCU